AGCGCCCUUAAACACAUCGCCACAAAAUGCAUUGCUCUUUCCCUUCAUUUUCACUCGCAUUGUUCACUCUUCUCUUUUUUAUUCUUUGUUCUUCGAAUGUAGCCAAUGCCAAAGUUCCACCCUCAAGGACUUUCAAGUACAUAAAUGAAGGUGAUUUGGGAGAAUACAGUGUUGAGUAUUUUGCAGACUAUCGUGCCUUACCCAUUUACUUAUUUCCAUUCCAAUUAUGCUUCUAUAACACCACUCCUAAUGCCUAUACCCUAGCUCUACGAAUGGGCCACCGCCGGUCCGAGUCCAUAAUGAGGUGGGUCUGGGAAGCCAAUCGAGGGAGGCCCGUUGGAGAAAACGCCACGUUAGCUUUGGGGUCGGAAGGAAACCUGGUUCUAGCUGAUGCUGAUGGCACUGUGGUAUGGCAAACGGGCACUGCCAACAAGGGUGUGGUAGGGUUGAAGCUGCUAGCAAAUGGUAACUUGGCUUUGUAUGAUAAGAAAGGCAAAUUUAUUUGGCAGAGUUUUGACCACCCAACAGACACGCUUUUGGUGGGCCAAACCCUGCGAUCAAAUGGUCCAAACAAGCUGGUUAGCCGCACGUCUACUGCUGAUGGCUCCGAAGGGCCUCACAGCUUUGUUAUGGAGCAAAGGUAUUUUAAGCUGUACUAUAAAAGCAAAUAUUCACCAAGCCCUUUGCUCUAUUACAGGUCAGAUGAGUUUGGAAAUGGCCAGGGUUCCUUAGCAAAUCUUAACUUUUACAGCAUGCCAGAGACCGAGCAAGCCUAUGCUUUUGAGCUGGGGUUCACGUUUGACAUGAACAAUUCUAGUAGUUCAGGAACACACAUUUUGUCAAGGCCUAAAUACAAUAGCACAUAUUCCAUGCUUCGAAUGGAAUCGGAUGGUAACCUUAAAAUCUACACAUACAACGAAAAUGUUGAUUGGGGAGCUUGGGAGAACACAUUUAAGCUGUUUGAUGGAGACAAUCACGAAAGCCUGUGCAAGUUACCGAAGAUGUGCGGUUCACUAGGAAUUUGCGAGGACAAUCAAUGUGUGGCAUGUCCUAAGCCAAAGGGUUUGCUAGGAUGGAGCAAAAACUGCGCGCCGCCGGUGUUGCCGCCAUGCAAAGGCGGUGCUAACAUAGGUUACUACAAAGUGGUGGGCGUUGAACAUUUUUCCAAUGCAUAUGCAGAAGGAGAUGGCCCCAUGAAGUUGAGUGAUUGUAGAACCAAGUGCAGCAAUGAUUGCGGGUGCUUGGGGUUCUUCUACAGGGAGGAAUCAUCCAAGUGUUUGCAGAUUCCUGAGCUUGGUACUCUGGUCAAGGUGUCUAAUCCUGCGCAUGUUGGCUACAUCAAGAUGCCCAAGUAGAUUUCUGUUUGGAAACAAGGAAGCUCGAUUCUAUAUAAAUGGUUAAAAUAAGACAGUCAAACCUUGGUUAAUAA
This is a messenger RNA of Theobroma umbraticum, 1429 nucleotides long. NCBI's taxonomy places the organism in Eukaryota, Viridiplantae, Streptophyta, Magnoliopsida, Malvales, Malvaceae. The record is from RefSeq and is a predicted model, not a curated record.